UUGAGUUUUAACUGUCAGAAAUAACGAUGUCCAUUGAUUUUGUUAUUCUGAGUUUCCGCGCGUUAUCGCUGUUAUCAUACGAUAAAGGUUUACAAUAACAUUAUAAUAAAUUUAUCACUACGCAUGAUAGUAUGAACUUCGUUCUUCGUGUGAAAUGUGCAGUCUGUGGCCUGUAAUCCGCCAGGAUCACGAGGAAUUAUGUUUGACAUUUUCGUUUUUUGUGAAGAUACGAAACUGAGCUGGCCGUCUUUCUUUUGCACGAACAGUUAUUAUGUAUGGUUUGCCUGCCAACGUAAUAUUUUGCAAAAGUAACUCCGGAAAAUGGAAAAAAACGAUGUUAGCGGACCCGCUCUCUAUGAAGAACCGGAACCUGCUUUUCUGUCAGGAAUGAACGCAGAAGACGAGCAUGAACGCUCUGAGGACUCACCCGAAACUCCCAGGCUAUUAGAUUUACCUGAUGAGCCAAGUAUUACGAAUCGGCGGAGACUUAUAAACGUUAUUCUUUUGGGAUUUGGUUUUAUGCUUAAUAUGGGAUCCAUAUUAACCGCCGGAAUGGCGCAGACUGUGGUGUUGAACAGUGUGUUCAACGAUGCCACCUUGGGAUACAUUUGUCUGGCGAUAAACUGCGCGACACAAGCCAUCGCCUAUUUGAUUGGCCCAUCCGUUUGCUUUUUGAUGGGACCAAAGUCUGCUCUGGUGGUGGGAUCCAUUGCCAUCGGCGCCAACAUUGCUGGUUUAAUUAAACCAGUGUAUUGGAUAAUUUUUCCGUGCGCAGCCAUUUCCGGUUUCGGCGUUGGCAUCGUCUGGGCCGUUCAGGGAUAUUUUGUGACAAGCAAUUCUGCCCCGAACACGAUUGAAAGAAAUACCGGGUUAUUUUGGGGAAUUUUCCAGAUAUGUUUACCAGCCGGAAGUUUGUUCUACUAUUUCAUGCUUCGAGGAGCGACGACAAUCGAAGAUCGCACACGGAUAAUCGUGUUUGUCACACUUACGGUGACUGCGAUGUUAGGAACGCUGGUGUUUAUUCUAAUAAAACAUCCAUGGAAUGCCAAACAGUACAAGCACACUCAAGAAAUUAACCAAAUGCCGGUGGGAGCGAAAGCUGCUUUAGUUGCCACAAUUCGUUUGGGUUUUAAGAAAGAGAUGCUGUUGCUCAUUCCACAUUUCUGCUACAUCGGGUUUACCUUGACAUUCUGGUCCAACAUUAAUGGCACAGCGUUGGGUUACACUCGCGCUUUCGGAAACUUACGAGAAUCCCUCGUUGGAUUAAAUGGAGUAUUCCAGGGCGUGGGGGAGAUAACAGGUGGUGUGUUCCUGGGAAUAUUUGGUGCAUGGUCUAACAGGAAGGGACGAGAUGUAUUUCUAGUUUUGGGACUGAUGGUGCACCUGUCAGCGUUUUAUUUGAUUUUCUUGAAUAUGCCUCCACUGUCGCCACUGCAAAUGACCAAUGAACUGUCCUAUAUUGGGCCGAACCCAUACGUCGCUAUGCUUUGCACAGCUUUAAUAGGAUUCGGCGAUGCCAUUUGGAACAAUCAGCUAAUGGCGUACUUGGGAAGCGUCUAUCCAUUUCAAACGGUUGCUGCAUUUGGAGUCUAUCAAUUUAUGACGGCAGUUGCCAAUGUAAUCGCGUUCGGAUAUUCAACAGUAUUAACUUUGCCUUUUCAACUUUUGAUUAUGGGGAUAACUGGCAUUCCGGCCCUGGCAGGCUAUUGUUGGUUAGAAUGGAAAACUUCUUCGAAGAUUGGAUUGUAGGUUAAGGAAGACUAGUUUUAUGAUGAGGUCUCUCUGCUAGAUGAAAAUGUUGAUUUCCUUGAGGGGACUGUGAUUAACAGAAGCGAUCUUAGCACAAGUUUUUAUAUUUUCACUUUUACUUUGUUAACGCAGCAGUGGUAACUGGCAAGCAAGUAAUGUCAGUUUAUCGUUUUUUAAAGAAGUGUUAUAAUUGCAAAGCUUUUGCUAAAAAAUAUUUUUUUCUGUAACGAAACGAAAGCUGUGAUAAACCCGAUUGAAAAUG
This is a messenger RNA of Paramacrobiotus metropolitanus, 2011 nucleotides long. Its product is annotated as UNC93-like protein MFSD11. Lineage: Eukaryota; Metazoa; Tardigrada; Eutardigrada; Parachela; Macrobiotidae. The transcript has 15 exons. The record is from RefSeq and is a predicted model, not a curated record. Bases 322 to 1749 code for a protein of 475 amino acids.